Messenger RNA from Caenorhabditis bovis, 579 nucleotides. The record is from the annotation of a GenBank genome assembly. NCBI's taxonomy places the organism in Eukaryota, Metazoa, Nematoda, Chromadorea, Rhabditida, Rhabditidae.
AUGUCGUGUUCUGUUGUCCAAUUGAUCGCUGGACGAGGCGGUGAUGAUCCGCGUGGCGUCACUGGCUCGGUGAGCCUUGCACGUCGCGAUGAUCUUCGCAUUCUAAUCGACGCCGGCGAUCCGUGGAAUGGAUCGGAGAUCAUUGCCGAGCUUCGAAAGCUAUCCCUAUGCGCGUCUGAUGUCACCCACGUGAUUAUCACCCAUGGUCACGUCGAUCACUGCGCAAAUCUGCUUCUAUUCCCAUUUUCAACAAUAAUCAUGGAUUCUGACUUCGUCAAGAAGCAGUCGAGACACGCGCCGCCCGACUACUCAACCAUCGAGGAAUUCCCGUUUCAGCUGUCGGAGAAUAUCAAGAUCCACAAACUCCGCGGACAUACCCAUUCGGAUCUUCUCGUCGAGAUUUUCGAAGAGGACGGAUCGACGACGAUGGUCUGCGGAGAUCUCAUUGAAAGCGAAACCGAUGAUGGAAUGGAAUUGGCGGUUGACAAGAUGCAGCUCGAAGAAUCGCAGCGGUUCAUCUUCUCCAGAGCCGAUUUCAUUGUACCGGGACACGGCAAAAUGUUCAAAUCGGCUCAUUGA